AUGCCCUCAACAAAAGUCUCGUUUGAUUACCCCCUCAGCAUUACCAACAUUGGUACAGCCACCGCUAUGAUCCAUCUCGGCGAGCCAAGCAGCCCCAACCGUAUCAAUCUGAUCACAGACCCCGUGUUCAGUCCCGGUGGUACCAAGAUCGAGUAUCGCGGUGUUGUCAUCAACAAGGCCGACCCUCCGGCUCUGGGUCUCGACCAACUCCCUCCUAUCGAUGCUGUUCUACUCAGCCAUGAAGACCAUCCGGAUAAUCUAGAUGAUCUCGGCCGACGCCUUCUUGAUGGUCGGAGGGUGCUCACCACCAGAGAUGGCGCUUCUCAACUAGCUCCGCGGCCAGGAGUGCGGGGCCUUGAAAACUGGGAGACAGUCUGCCUUGAUCUUGGAGGCGACGGAAAGGCGCGGAAGUUGGACGUGAUGGCCACUCCAUGCAAGCACCUACCUGGCGGCCAGGUAGUCGGUUUCAUUGUCAGCUCUCCAGACGGGGCAUUUGGAACACAUGCUGACGGCCGUCCCAAUGCGAUAUACUUCUCUGGAGACACGAUACAUCUUCAAGAGCUUGGCAAGAUGAAGGAAAAGUAUCACAUUGCCGUCGCGAUGCUGAACAUCGGAAAGGCGACAGUCUCCUUGCCUGGCGGCGGCGCUGAUGGGGGAGGCCUGCUGCAGAUCACCAUGGGCGGUGAUCAGGCCGCGCAGUUGGCCAAGGACAUCGGAGCCGAUGUUAUCGUACCGUUGCACUUCGAGUCAUGGAGUCACUUCACGGAAUCAGAGACCCAACUGGCGAAUGACUUUGCCAAAGCAGGGGUGGAGGAUAAGGUGCUCUGGCUGAAGCGAGGAGUAGAGACCAAAAUUGUUUGA
Sordaria macrospora k-hell is the source of this 861-nucleotide messenger RNA. RefSeq lists its product as uncharacterized. The record is from RefSeq and is a predicted model, not a curated record. NCBI's taxonomy places the organism in Eukaryota, Fungi, Ascomycota, Sordariomycetes, Sordariales, Sordariaceae.